This is a messenger RNA of Malurus melanocephalus (red-backed fairy wren), 832 nucleotides long. RefSeq names its product glutathione S-transferase-like. The transcript is spliced from 5 exons. The record is from RefSeq and is a predicted model, not a curated record. NCBI's taxonomy places the organism in Eukaryota, Metazoa, Chordata, Aves, Passeriformes, Maluridae. The annotation marks the transcript as partial.
UGUGUUCCUUUCAGAAUUGAUAUGUAUGUGGAAGGAAUGUUCGAYCUGAAUGAGUUACUCAUGACAUACGUUGUCCAACCAGCAGACAAGAAGGAGCAACAUUAUGCUAAUAUGAUGGACAAGACUGAAAACAGAUACCUCCCAGUCUUUGAGAAGGUUUUGAAAGACCAUGGAAAAGACUUUCUUGUUGGAAAAGGCUUCUGCAGGCUAGCAAAAGGUGUACCUGGCUACUGUCUCACUCCAAGUGAUAUCCGGGUCUUGCAGGCAUCUCCUGGAACUCACUCACUGUCCCCCACUUCAUGCCUAUGGAUCCCUGCUCUUUCAGCAGGUGCCAAUGGUAGAGAUCGAUGGAAUGAAGAUGGUGCAGACCAGAGCCAUUGCCAACUACAUCUCAACGAAGUACAACCUCUACGGGAAGGACCUGAAGGAGAGAGCCCUAGCUUYAAAGCAAGAAUAAGCAAUAUCCCCACAAUAAAGAAAUUCCUGCAGCCUGGCAGCCAGAGGAAACCUUUAAUACGAGAGGAAGAUGUACCCAAAGUGAUAAAAAUUUUCUACUAAGCAGCAGCCUAAAGCUACAGAAACUCUAUUUCAUUGUGUUUGCURAUAGUGGCAAAGUGAAAUUAAUGAAAACACUGUAAACCAGGGGUUUUGAUCUGUCUUUCCGUAGCUACAGGACUGGUUUUAGCCUACUGCCAACACUUCCAAGGUACAGCUACAUGAGCCUACCAAUAAGGGCAAUAGCUUACUGAUUAGGGGGUGAAUUGCACACCAGAGGAUGCCUUAAAUGACUAAAGAGUAUACUUGAAAUAAAAUCUUACCGUUGAUACUCAAA